AUGGCGCCCAGAGUCUCAUCCAGAGCCGCUGCUCCGAAAGCCGCUGCUCCUAAAGCUGCUGCGGCACCGGCAUCAGCACCGAAGAAGUCGGUCGCUGCGCCGGCGCCUUUCGAGCAUCCAGCCGCCAGCCAUGCAAAGAAAAAGCGGCCCAGCGCAUAUGGCAUGCAGCCCAUAUCCGCGUUCUACCUCUUUUUCGGCGCCAACUUGAUCGCGGCCUUGUUUGCGCCAAUCCAGGAUUGCGACGAGACGUUCAACUACUGGGAACCCACCCAUUACCUCUCACAUGGCUACGGCCUGCAAACGUGGGAGUAUUCCCCGGACUAUGCCAUCCGAAGCUGGCUUUACAUAGCGCUUCAUGCUGUUGUGGGAAACAUCCGCAGGAUCCUGCCCCAAUCGAGCAAGGUUGCUGAGUUCUACUUUGUUCGCUACGGGCUGGCGCUCCUUUGCGCCAUCUGCCAGACCAUCAUGUUCCAGAGCAUCAGUCUAGCUCUAAAUGCUAGGAUUGGUGUUCUCUUCGUCAUCGCCACCAUUGUUAGCCCCGGGAACUUCCAUGCGAGUACCGCCUUUCUGCCCUCUAGCUUCGCCAUGUAUAUGGCAAUGCUUGGCGCUGCAUCGUUCAUGAACUGGCGCGGCGGUUUGAAGACCUGGCAAGGCAUGGCCUGGUUCGCUGUGGCAGGCAUCCUUGGCUGGCCAUUUGCCGCCGCCCUUUGUGCUCCGUACCUCCUUGAGGAGUUCAUUCUGGUCCUGUUUAGCGAUAGGAGCUCUCUGAUCGAAGCUGUGAUACGGUUUGGUCGCGGCGUCAUCGCUGCUGUCCUGGUAUUGGGCUUGGACUUCACCAUCAAUCUCUUCUUCUACAAGAAAUCGGUAGUUGUCGCCUGGAACAUUGUGAAAUACAACAUCUUCUCCAAAACAGGCGGGCCCGAUCUUUAUGGAACCGAGCCUUGGACAUUCUAUUUCAAGAAUCUGGCACUCAACUUCAACAUCUGGUUCAUCCUUGCCCUUCUGGUGCUGCCAUUGUUCAUUCUGCAGAAAACAUUCUCCUCUGCUUCACAAAGUCUGGCCAGCGGAUUACGCACCAUCGUUUUCAUUGCCCCCUUUUAUAUGUGGCUAGGAAUCUUUACCGCACAGCCACACAAGGAAGAGAGGUUCAUGUACCCGGCUUACCCUUUCCUGGCUCUCAACGCCGCGAUAUCGGUACACAUAAUUCUCCUAGCUCUCGGAACCGCAAACGCCAAGACAUUCGUCGGAAAGAUUCCGGGUCGUUUCAAGCUCCUCGUUGUCGGCCUCACCUUUCUGCUUUCAGUCAGCGUUUCCCUUGCCCGCAUUUACGGGGUUUACUCUGCGUAUUCAGCCCCUCUCAAAAUAUACUCGCCUCUUUGGGGGGACGAGUCAGGAAACACCUUUGGAGCAGAGGAAGACAACGUCUGCUUCGGCAAGGAGUGGUACCGCUUCCCAACAUCCUACUUCCUCCCUCGCAAUAUGCAUGCCAAGUUCCUGCGUUCUGAAUUCCGUGGUCUGCUGCCUGGCGAGUUUUCUGAAGCCGGGACUGGCUUCGGCUUCUGGAGCGGCACCUGGCUGCCCACCAAGGGUCUCAACGACCGCAACGAAGAAGAUCUCGGAAAAUACGUCGAGCCUCGAAUGUGCUCUUUCUUGGUAGACACCCAGUACCCCGAGCGGAAGACGUCGCUGUCGGCCAAGGAGCCGGACUACAUUGCCGACAAGAACCACUGGGAAGUCGUCAAGUGCGUUCCUUUUCUCGAUGCCGCCAGCACCCAUCUUCUGGCACGAACGCUUUGGGUUCCGGACAUCGAAGCCAUUCCGGAGCAAUACAGGCGCAAGUGGGGACAGCACUGUCUACUUCAGCGCAAGAGAAGGGGUCAAGACGCCGGUAUGUGGGUAGCACCUGGACAGAUGAUGAUGGGCUGA
Messenger RNA from Trichoderma citrinoviride, 1926 nucleotides. RefSeq names its product glycosyltransferase family 22 protein. Gene Ontology annotation, biological process: protein N-linked glycosylation. The transcript has 4 exons. Gene Ontology annotation, molecular function: alpha-1,2-mannosyltransferase activity. The record is from RefSeq and is a predicted model, not a curated record. NCBI's taxonomy places the organism in Eukaryota, Fungi, Ascomycota, Sordariomycetes, Hypocreales, Hypocreaceae. Bases 1 to 1926 code for a protein of 641 amino acids. Gene Ontology annotation, cellular component: endoplasmic reticulum membrane.